Molecule: messenger RNA, 1161 nt
Organism: Ostreococcus tauri
Lineage: Eukaryota; Viridiplantae; Chlorophyta; Mamiellophyceae; Mamiellales; Bathycoccaceae
Product: Folate receptor-like
Exons: 1
Coding region: 1-1161 (386 amino acids)
Source: RefSeq, a predicted model, not a curated record
AUGUCAGCCGCGUCGACCUCCGCGUCCGCGCGCGCCGCAUGCGCGUCGAAACGGUCGCAGACGCGCGCUACGGCGACGAAUCAAAAAUUUGCGCCGCCGCAGAAACGAAACUCUCGCGCGCUCGUUCGGCGCCGCGCGCGCGAAAACUACCACGGCGAGAGCGAGGCCCUGGCGCAGAAGUCCAAGGCGACGUAUGAUAAACUCGUGGACGUGUUCGACGGGCGAGAGGAGAAGGAUUGGAUCGCUCUGCUGGCGUUCAGUGGGAAGUGGCUGGAUUUGCGAGGCGGCGUGUUCGAGCGGUGCGCGGAGCGGGCGCGAGAGAGCGAAGAUCCGGACGAUGAGAUGCGUCUGAGCGCGCUGAGACGGAAGCUGAUGGCCCUGGACGAGCGCGUGGACGCGUACGCGCGUACGCUGGAGGAGAUACGUGAGAGGGAGAAGGAUAUGUGGGAGGGGUUCGUCGCAACGAGAAGGCGCGAGUUUACGGUGGAGUUCUUCACGUGGUUACGAUUCAAGCUCGAGGCGGUGGCGCAAGGAGAGGACGAUAACGCGAAGGAGGAGUUGACGAAGGAAGCGGCGCUGUUGUUGUCGCUGUGCGAGACGUACGAUGAGGCGUCGAAGGAUCAGCAGGUGAUCGAGCAGGCGACGCAGACGCUGCAGGACAUCCUGCAGGCGGAUAGCUUGGACGCCAUGGACGCCAAGAUCGACGAGUUGGCCAUGGCGAAUCAGAUCACCCCGGCGUUGGUCUUGACCGCAUCCAAGGCGUACAUGAGCGUCAAGGAGAGCCAGUACACCAAGGAUGAGAUCAAGGACGUCAUGGCGCACUUGUACUUUAAGAUGAAGGACACGACUGCGCGUCAGCAACCCAAAGAGGUCCGCAUCUUGAAGUACAUCCUCUCCAUGGAGGACCCGAUAGAUCAAAGAAACGCCCUUGAAGAAGCCUUCACCCCAGGACCGGAGCUCGAGGAGGUCGGCGCCAACACCGACCUUCUCUGGUGCGAGCCCAAAGACCUCCUCGCCCUCAUCGACGUCAUCGUCGACAACUUUUACCAGAGCGCCGGGAAGAAAAACUUACGCGGCGACGCCGCGGCGAUGAUGAGCCCCGCGUUGGUGGAGCGCAUGAAAGCCCUAAAACAAAUCAUCCUCGCCCACUUUAGCGAAUAA